AUGUUGGAGCUGUUCAAGGUCACGGCCUCGCUGCUCCUCGGCACGGCCAGGGCAGCCUGCGACGAGGAGCUGCUGCAGCGUGAGGCCAUCACCUUCUGCGUGAAUGUCACCAGGCAGCAGCCGUUCCCUGGGCUGCCGCGGCUCCGCGGCAUUCGCGUGCCCGUGUUCGACGAUCCAGCCGAGGACCUGUACCGGUACUUCGAGCCGUGCAGUGCUGCUAUCGCAGAGGCUGUGCAGGGCGGGGGAAGGUGCUUGGUUUACUGCAAGAACGGCCGCAGCCGAUCCGCUGCCAUUUGCACUGCUUAUCUGAUGAGACACCGACGGCUCCCACUCAAGGAGGCGUUUGAGGCUGUGAAGGCUGCCAGGCCUGUGGCAGAACCCAAUGCAGGAUUUUGGUCUCAGCUACAGAGAUAUGAAGAAGAUUUGCAGAUACCAAAGCAGCCUGCUGUGCUGAGCAAAGGACUUCAAAACAGUGACAUGUGA
This is a messenger RNA of Acanthisitta chloris (rifleman), 483 nucleotides long. RefSeq names its product dual specificity phosphatase 28 (gene DUSP28). The record is from RefSeq and is a predicted model, not a curated record. Gene Ontology annotation, molecular function: protein tyrosine/serine/threonine phosphatase activity. Lineage: Eukaryota; Metazoa; Chordata; Aves; Passeriformes; Acanthisittidae. Bases 1 to 483 code for a protein of 160 amino acids. Gene Ontology annotation, cellular component: cytoplasm. The transcript is spliced from 2 exons. Gene Ontology annotation, biological process: protein dephosphorylation.